Molecule: messenger RNA, 1281 nt
Organism: Ramularia collo-cygni
Lineage: Eukaryota; Fungi; Ascomycota; Dothideomycetes; Mycosphaerellales; Mycosphaerellaceae
Product: related to sterigmatocystin 8-O-methyltransferase precursor
Exons: 2
Coding region: 1-1281 (426 amino acids)
Molecular function (GO): O-methyltransferase activity
Source: RefSeq, a predicted model, not a curated record
AUGUCUACAGAAGCGCCUGCGAGUCACAGCAGCGAGCUCGUGGAGCUCUCAAAUGCAAUCUCGAAGCAUUCUGCUAUUAUUGAUUCUUACAACCUCAAACAUGGCAUCCCUUCGGCCACUUUUGAGCCAGCAGACACUGGCGCCGAGGUAGAUUAUCCAAAGGACAUUGCCCAUUCGAAGGAUACAGUCCUCGACGCCACGGCCAAACUCAACGACCUCUUGACAGGACCCAGAGGUCUGGUGUCCAAUGCAGGGUUUCCGUCUCUGAUCAAGUUUGCUACGCUACGGUUCAUUUACCGGUUCAGAUUGGUCGAAAAGGUUCCUCAAGGCGGCGAGAUUAGCUACGCGGAGCUGGCUGCACAGACAGGCCUACGUGCUGCGACACUUCGACAGCUUCUGCGUGCAGCCAUGACAUAUCAUAUGUUCGCCGAGAAGCGGGAGGGCUACGUCUCGCACUCGUCUGUAACUCAGCUUUUGUUGACAGACACGGUCCUUCACGACUGCGCUGGCUUCACAACCGAGGACAUGAUACCCGGAUUCUUGGGCGUAGUCGACGCUUUGCUCGAGCAUCCUGCGGCUGAUGAUCCUUCCAAAAGUGGAUACAUGGUAGCUCAUGGAGUCAGUGAGCCUUCAUUCUACCUGCACCUGGCGAAAGACCCAGAGAAGAUUCGACGCUUCACACACUGUAUGAGCCAGGCUAUAGCUGGGCCUCCAUGGUCCAUGGAUCACCUUACUGACAACUUCCCUUGGGCUGACUAUGGGUCCGGGACAGUCGUCGACGUAGGGGGUUCCACUGGGCAGGCCGCAUUCGCCAUCGCCAAGAAAUUUCCCAACCUGAAGCUGAUUGUUCAAGACAUGGGAGAUGCCAAUUCCGCGCAUGAGAAUGCCGACGGGGCCAAUGUCUCUCACAUGGUACACGACUUCUUCAGCGAGCAAUCCGUCACCAAUGCAGACGUUUAUCUGUUCCGCUCCGUCUUGCAUAACUGGCCGGAUGCUCAAGCGAUUGAUAUUCUCAGGGCUCAGCGAGCGGCUCUCAAGGACGGCGCGAGAAUCUUGAUCAUGGAUGAGCUCAUGCCAGCAAUGGGGGAGAUGACUCUCACCCAGGAACGCACCCAAAGGCUUAUGGAUCUGGCCCAGCUGGCGCUCGGUAACUCYAAGAUUCGAGAUGAGCAGGGCUGGAGGGAGCUUUGCAAGGCAGCAGAUCAUCGAUUCGUGGUGGAGAACGUGAUACGCCCUGUGAACUCUCAUCUUGCCUUGAUAGAGGUAUCUUGGCAGUCGUAG